Molecule: messenger RNA, 1282 nt
Organism: Leptopilina heterotoma
Lineage: Eukaryota; Metazoa; Arthropoda; Insecta; Hymenoptera; Figitidae
Exons: 2
Coding region: 239-835 (198 amino acids)
Source: RefSeq, a predicted model, not a curated record
UUCUAACCUCACUUAUUCUUGUCUGUUCUUGUCGUUCUUGUCGUUCUUGUCAUUGCAUUGUUUACACCAAAUAAGUAAACUCAUUUACUCAUUUAUUUAAAAUUUGUUUAACAUUGUGCACUUGGAAAUUUUCGUUUCAAUCUACUAUAUAUACGUGUUAAUUUUGUUAAUUUUCUUUUAUAUAGUAAUUGCGUUGUGUUCUUGUACCGUGUUGGGUAAAGAAUUUAAGAAUUUAAAAAUGAAAAAAUCUCCAUUAAGUAGGUGUGAAAAUCGUCAUAUUCGAAGUCCUUAUGGACACAGACAGUAUCAAAAUUCAAAUAAUUACGAUACUUUGAAGGGUGGUAUGAAUUAUCAGGUUAUUAAUAGGCAAGAUAAUUCGCAGUCAAGUGGUGGAAGUGAUUACAUUCCACUCGAUACAAGUUCGCCUUUGUCGCAGAGAAGUAAUAGUGGUAGUUGGCAAGGAUCAGGAUCAGUUUAUUCAUCUGGUUAUAGGAACAGGGCAACAAAUUAUUACAGCAGUCCAAUCUCUAAUCAGAGUAGUCCAUAUUCUGCUUAUUAUAGUACUCCCAAGCAUAAUUAUAAUAGACAGAAUUUUCGAACUAAUUCUCAGAAAAGCGUGGACAUUGCUGCUUACUUAGAUUUUGAAUCAAUGUUUGAAAAUCCAUGGUCAGAACUAGAGAGUCAAUUAAAUAAUUGGAAAUCUCCAAAUGAAAUUAAAAUUUUUGCAAACGAUAAUCAGAGGGAUUUAAAAGUGAAAAAUAGUAGUGUGAAUUCAGAAGAUUCUUCAUCUUCUGAAAAUUGUUCAAGUCAAGAAAUUAAGUUGACACCUCCAUAAAUAUAAUUUCCUCUAAUUUUGAAUAAUUCUUAUUCUUAAAAAUAGCUUUUAUUUGUACAUAUUUGUUUUUCGUUAUGAACUAUAUUUAAAUCACAUUGUUUUCAAAAUUUUCACUCAUGUUUUUCUUGAAAGUCUAUCUUAAUUAUAACAGUCAAUCUGCGAAUCUUUUUAAGAUUAAUUAUUUUUUAAAUUACUUCAUAAAUAUGUUAAUGAAAUCGUUAAUAUUAUUUACAUACACAGAAUUGGCACUUUUAAAAAAUAUUAUCGCUUUUAUUUCGAGCUAAUGGAAAAAAAUGCUAAACUUGAUUUUUGCAGAGUAUUUUUUAAAUUAUAUAUUAUUGCUAUAAUUCGAGAUACAUAUAAGAACAUAAAUUUGUGUAUAAAAAUAUUGUAUAAUUAUAAGUGUUCGUGCAAUUAUUUAAUUACAAAUAUGUCUACAUGAUUUUG